Leptosia nina is the source of this 207-nucleotide messenger RNA. NCBI's taxonomy places the organism in Eukaryota, Metazoa, Arthropoda, Insecta, Lepidoptera, Pieridae. The record is from the annotation of a GenBank genome assembly.
AUGAGCCCUCAAAGGAAGGAAGCUAGCGAUAGCGUGUGCGACAGCGGCUGGCGACAGCGGCUGGCGACAGCGGCUGGCGACAGCGGCUGGCGACAGCGGCUGGCGACAGCGGCUGGCGACAGCGGCUGGCGACAGCGGCUGGCGACAGCGGCUGGCGACAGCGGCUGGCGACAGCAGCUAGCGAUAGCGGCUAGCGACAGCGGCUAG